AUGACUGUAAAACUAUGUUUAUUGCUCGCUGUUUUCAUCGGGUUAGCUUGGAAAAUACCGAUCGCAGGUUGCCAGAUUUCUCAGUCGGUUCCUUUUCCUUCCAAAUCAGACUCUUGCAAUGUUGUGCAAUGCAGUUGCGGGGCGGACAGACAACAAAAAGAAGAAUCUCAAACUAGAAAUCCCGGAGCUCCGGGCAAAAUGGGGCCCGUGGGAUUGGCCGGACCAAAAGGAGAAAGAGGAAUCAAGGGCGAGGGAGGAAGCAAAGGAGAGAGAGGCGAAGACGCUGACAAGAGGAGGAUUAACGAAAUUGUUUCCAGAAUGUUAAGUGCAACAAGCUGCCAGGAGCUCAACGAAGUGCACGGAGUCAUCGCUACCGGAUACUACCCAUUGCGUGACAAUAGAACAAGUUCAAUCGUCUCAUUUUAUUGCGAUUUCGCUGUGUAUGAAGACGUAACUGAUUGUGCUGAGCUUUUCUCCAGCCAUGGGAUGUCGACACACGGAUUUUACCGGUUUCCAGACAGAUUGGGAGAAGUUCCAUCUUAUCACCAUUGCGCAGAUCAUUUCACAUGUCAUCAACUGCAGAAUAAAAAUAGGACCCUUGCAUCCGGGUACUAUCGGCUGGGUUUGGCAGGAGAUUCCUACCAAGUAUGGUGUGAGUUCGGCUUCGGACCAGCAAUAACCAAAGUAUCCCACGAUUCGACAAAAGAGUUUUCAAUUCCAGCCUGUGAAGACCGUGGUUGCUACUCCAAAGUUCCGCGGUAUGACUUAGCAAAAGACAAAAUACUGAAAAUCAUGGAGCAGUCAGGAAGAUGUCGGCAAUAUAUUAAGUACCGAUGUCAAGGAUCCAUGAUAUUAAGAGAAAUUGAUGCUUGGUGGGUGUCAAGAGAAGGAGAAAAAAUGAUUUACUGGGGAGGCGCGACUUCCAUGAGGAACAAAUACUGUGCAUGUGGUGAAACAGGUGAAUGCAUUAAUAAUUCCUACAAAUGCAACUGUGACAACAACUCAGGGAAUAUUAUGACUCAAGAUGAAGGGUAUCUGACGGACAAGAAGACUCUGCCUGUGAAAGAAAUGAGAUUCGGCGAUUUGGGGCACAAUAAUGAACAUGGUUGGCAUACGCUUGGCAAGCUUGAGUGCAUGGACUAAUGCAAAAGUCUGUUAUGAGGUUUAAGUCAGUGUUUUGCUAAUUUACACAUGUUUGAACCCUGCCAGAAAUUAUUUUUUUGUCAGAACGGUGGGUUUCAGGGUUUCCUCUGAACAGUCAUUUUUCUCCAAUUUGAAGCCAAUUCGACAAGGUCUAAUAUUUUUUUUAUAUUAUGGCGCGCUUGGCAUGAAUGUAUGGAGAAAUUGCAAAAAAAAAUGGGGGGGGGGGUGUUUUUACUAAAUCAAGAGUUCACCAGCACACCCAGGGUGAAUAAACUUGGCUGGUGAUGUCGGACAAGAAAAAUUUCGGUUCUUCCAAGAAUAUGCACCUCCUCACACACUACUAAAUAUGUGCAAAUUUUCGGACCAAUUAACAAGCUUUAGUUAAUUAAAAUGUUGAUAUUUCAACCCAAAAUGUCCUAAAUAAAUCAAAAACUUUAUUUUGUGGGUUUUGUGACCCAGUCGUGGAACCGUUCGAUCCAACUGUACUGGUGUCGACAUACUCCGGUUAUCCGGCAACCCCGGUCAUCCGAUAAACAGUAGCUUUUUACCUAUCAGUGGAUGUUUAUACAAUGAAAAUGCCAAAAAAUAUGAAAUACUGCUGAGUUCUUAUAUAUACACGUCCAUGGUCAAAUUCGAUUAAUUUAUUUAAAAAUGCAUCUAUUAUCCCGACUGCUCAAUUUUAAAUAGUUAAAAAAUUUAAAAUGCGCAGUAAUAUUUUACUUUUUUACGAUAAUAGUAUCACGAUUUACAAUGUUUUUUUGUGGCAAAAUUUUAACAUUAUUUUGUUACAUAUUUCACCUUUUCGUUGCUUCUUCUGGUCUGAUUUGUUUUUUUACAACUUUCUUUGGACGACUCCGAACAAGGCUAUAUAAGCGGUAACUCAGCAGCACAGCUGGGUUGAAAAAUUGUUAUGUUUCCAAAUUGGCUUAGCCCAGGGGUGUGCAACAUUUAAUGGUCGGCGGACCAUAUUACCAACUUCUGACAUCUAGAUGAGCCAUUCAAAUGAUUCAAUUUUCUUUCGUGUACGCAAUGAAUUGAAAAAUUUUCACAACGAAAAGGCUAUUGCUUAGUCUUACAGUAAUAAAGGCAAAACAAGACUCAAAAUUAUUGAUUUUAACCUGGGUGUGCGCUUUUUUAAACAUAAUUUGUCAGGUUAGAAUUUUAUGCUUGGUAGGAUAAAAUAUGAGUGUUGACAAGGGCCACUCUUAUUGUCUUGUCGGGACGGAUUGUGGCCCGCCUGUAGCACACCCCUGGCUUUGACAAUACAAUGUACCACAAGGUCGUCGCGCCAAAAAUAUUCAAUAAUAAUAAUAACGUAAAACUAUAGAAGUUCAUGGUAUUUUGAAAUUUUUACUUUUUUACAAUAUAAAUUCAAUCUCUAUUGAGAAAAUUGAAUAUAUCCGAUUUAAAAUAUACAGGGUUUGUAUAAAGUUCUAACUUUUUUUAGUUGCUACAUUAUUUCAUAUGGACAUCGCGCCCAGGAAUAUUCAAUAUUAAUAAUAAUAAUAACGUAAAACUAUAAAUGUUUAUGGUAUUUUAAAAUUUUUACUUUUAUACAAUAGAAAUUCAAUAUCUAUUGUGAAAAUUGAAUAUAUCCGAUUUAAAAUAUACAAGGUUCUUAUAAAGUCCUAAACAUUUUUCUUUGCAAGGGAAUUUAUCGAUAACAGAUAAUAGUUUGUUGGCCUCUACAGGUGUUUCAAAUUGAGUUAAUACUAAUUUACACAAAGAUUGAAAUAAAAAAAAAUGGUUGAGAUAUAUUAAGAACAGACUUUAAAUAAAAUUGAAAUUAUAACGAAAGUUUAUAAACACCCUGCAUAUGAAAACCGUGGACAAUAUUUUAUAAUAAAUUAAAAUAAUAUCUGACUAGGUCUACGUUUGGUACCCUCGUAGUAGGUGUACCAGGUUAGACCAUAAUUUCAUUCCGAUUUUUCUUAUUUUAGUUCUAUUCCUGCCCAUAGGCUUUCGUCUCUUUACACAACUUAUGUAAAGUGGGCAAACAACAUUAGUUACCUCCAUAUUGGUACACAUACCUCUGGAGCGCCCCAUGUUAUCCCAAGUCUGAUAAAAACAAUUUCUGGCUGAGGUUGAUGUUUAUUUUUUCUAAUAUGAAACUUUAAUUCUGUGACCAAUCAUUGUGUUUUUGUCCUCAUGAUAAUAUAUCUCGCACAAGCAA
Styela clava is the source of this 3316-nucleotide messenger RNA. The record is from RefSeq and is a predicted model, not a curated record. NCBI's taxonomy places the organism in Eukaryota, Metazoa, Chordata, Ascidiacea, Stolidobranchia, Styelidae.